Messenger RNA from Hydractinia symbiolongicarpus, 501 nucleotides. RefSeq names its product DAN domain family member 5-like. The record is from RefSeq and is a predicted model, not a curated record. The transcript has 3 exons. NCBI's taxonomy places the organism in Eukaryota, Metazoa, Cnidaria, Hydrozoa, Anthoathecata, Hydractiniidae. Gene Ontology annotation, molecular function: receptor ligand activity; BMP binding. The coding region runs from base 1 to 501 and encodes 166 amino acids. Gene Ontology annotation, biological process: animal organ morphogenesis.
AUGGUAGCUCUAUCAUCUCCUAGAAGACAUAAAAGAAAUAAGAAAAACAAGCGAAAAAAUGUAGGAGUAAUUGAAGACAAUUCAGUCGUAUCGCAAUCGACAUUUCUUCAAAGACCGAGAGAUUUAUGUCAAGCAAUUCGAUUUAAUCAAACUGUAACGAAAAGAGGUUGCAUUCCUGUUGUUAUACCUAAUAAGUUUUGUUUGGGAAAAUGUGCUUCUUUUUACGUGCCAUCUGAAGAUCUAUUAGCAUACAAUAGAAAUAACACGUCGAUAUUCCAGGACUGUCGACAAUGUAUACCAAGACGUUAUCAAAGAGUUCGUAUUCCUAUGUACUGCCCCCAACGGCGAAGGAAACAUCGAACAAAAAAAUUUCGGAAAAUUUCUGAAGAAGCCGAUUUUUACGUUUUGUUUGGAAAUAAUGGUGUCAGCCAUGUAUUAAUCUUGAACAAACCAAUUUCAAGAUUGGCUGCAAACGUAGAUUUUGAGGCAGCAUCCUGCUGA